GAGCCUUCAUCACUGGGGGAUUCCAAGUUGCCUUUAUCUGCACACCUGAGUUAAGCAUAUUUACAUUUUUCCAUCAGUAGAUACUUGACAUCUAAAAUCUCAGCUACUGCUGUUGAGGACAUGAGGACAAUUUGUAUAAACUAUUCUUUCUUUAGGGUAUGGGGAUCGGGACCUGCAGUGGGAUGGCCAAGGUGCCACUCAAGAAGUCUGUGUACCUGACACUGUCCGUGUACUGCAUCUGUUGCCUGCUGGACACAGGAGCGUCCGUGCUGUUGCCCAUUAAGACCACAGGCCUGGGCCUGCAGGAGACUAGUCAAAUAACAGCCGGUCAGGAGAAGACCACGAGCCAGACGUCAAGUGGCUCAGGUUUCACCAACACAUGCCAGCUAUGGAUCAACCUAUAACAGCUGAUGAGGACAAUAGGGUGGGCUAAGGUGUUGAGAGAAAUGGAUGGAACUUGAUUAUUCCCACUUCAGUCUUUUCAAGUCAUGUCCCAUGGAUUCUACACAAAAGGACAUUAAAGAUAUUUUUCUGUAAUUAUUUAGAUAAUAAUAAUUUAAGAGAAUGUAGAUGGCAAUAAUGAAUUCCUCCACAUCAUUUUCAUUAUAGCAAUACAAUGGGUGCAUAUCUGUGUAUGUGCAAUAUGAGUUCUAAGAUUUGUGUACUAAUGUUCCUUGCUUAAAUCUGUUUGCAAAUAAUAUUCACAUGAAUACAUUUCAUGAUAAGUAGCCUUUGGUUUCCGUUGAGUGUAGUAGUCUCUAGUCUGGCCAGAGUCACCUUGACGACAUUGGCCCAAUGAUAGCACCUUGACGACAUUGGCCCAMUGAUAGCACCUUGACCACAUUGGCCCAAUGAUAGCGCGCACGCAAACCGAAGCACCCAAUCAUAGCAUCCGGCAAAGUGUCAGAACAGAAGCGCUUGUCAUUUAUGCUCUGCAUGCAACCUGGCUGCGAUGUGUUUUGUUUGUCUGCACGAUAAAUGGUAUAUGACACAGAUGGACAAAAUUGCAUACUUGCCUUUACAACUAUUUACAAAUGACUAUUCUAAAACGAACUGUGAAGGAUGGACGAGUCAGAAGCCGGUGAUGGGUUUAUCAGGAUGGUGAAAUCAGAGGCAAGAAAGAUUUAAUGCGAUCCUGAGCGUUUUCUCCUGUGCUGCACAGGGUCAAUCUAGGCGCAUCUUGGCCCAGAGCAACGCGCCUUCCUUCCCCCCAUUCAAAGGUCUCCUCUCCGUAGCAGUAGCCAGCCAUGGCCCUGGUAACCCUACAGCGCUCUCCCACCCCGAGCGCAGCAUCCACCGCCAGCACCAACGCGGGGGAGGAAUUAGGGCGUGAUGAUGACCGGAGAGCAAAUCAGAGCCUCAGCGAGAGCUUCUUCAUGGUCAAAGGAGCUGCCCUCUUCCUGCAACAGGGCACCAAUGCACAGGGACCCAAGACCCCUACACACCACAAACACGCAGGUGACUUACCUCAACAUCUGCAGGUUAUGAUUAACACCCUCCGCUCUGAGGACCGCAUUAAACUGGCUGUACGGUUGGAGAGCGGUUGGUCUGACCGCGUGCGGUACAUGGUUGUGGUCUACACCAGUGGUCGACAGGACACAGAGGAGAAUAUCCUGCUAGGGAUGGACUUCACCGAUAAGGACAGUAAAAGCUGCUCUAUCGGGAUGGUGCUACCGYUAUGGAGCGAUACGAAGAUUCAUUUAGAUGGCGAUGGAGGAUUUAGUGUGACCACAGGAGGACGAUCGCAUGUCUUCAAGCCUGUUUCUGUGCAGGCCAUGUGGUCUGCCCUGCAGAUCCUCCAUAAGGCAAGCGAUAUGUCUCGCAGGCACAACUACUUCCCAGGGGGCAUGGCCCUCACGUGGAUGGGGUUCUAUGAGAGCUGUAUCACCUCCGAGCAGAGCUGCAUCAACGAGUGGAACACUAUGACCGACCUGGAGACCACGCGGCCCGACUCACCUGCCAUGUUCCUCGACCGGCCAACGGAGAGAGAGAGAACAGAGUGUGCAAUCAAAGCUAAACUACGCAGCAUGAUGAUGUUCCGGGACCUGGAGAAUGUCACUUCCAAGGAGAUCCGUGUGGAGCUAGAGCAGCAUAUGAGCUGUAACCUGAAGGAGUACAAAGAGUUCCUCGACAAUGAGAUGCUGCUGAUCCUGGGUCAGAUGGACAAAGCCACACUCAUCUUUGACCACCUCUACCUGGGCUCUGAGUGGAAUGCCUCCAAUCUGGAGGAACUACGGGACUGUGGUGUGGGCUACAUCCUCAACGUGACCAGGGAAAUAGACAAUUUCUUUCAGGGCACGUUCUCCUACCACAAUAUCCGGGUGUUUGAUGAGGAGGCCACAGACCUGCUGGCCCACUGGAACGAGACCUACAACUUCAUCGUCAGAGCGAAGAAGAACCAGUCUAAGUGUCUGGUCCACUGUAAGAUGGGUGUGAGCCGGUCAGCCUCCACGGUCAUAGCGUAUGCMAUGAAGGAGUAUGGCUGGACUCUGGAGAAGGCCUACAACUUUGUGAAGCAGAAGAGGAGCAUUGCUCGGCCCAAUGCUGGCUUUAUGAAGCAGCUGGCCGAGUACGAGGGCAUCCUGGAYGCUAGUAAACAGCGCCACAACAAGCUGUGGAGGCCUGAGGGAAGGGAGGACAUCCCAGAUGAGGCGUCUGGCCAGUGUUGUGGUGGAGAGGAUACCCCCGUGGAGGAUGAGGCCUGGGGGGGAGAGGGCUGCAGUGCCUCCCCCUGCCGGGGCCUGGAGGUGGACGCCCUGGACCCUCUCAACUACAAUUACUACUUCAGACGGCUGUCGGACACGGCCCUGGACAGCGAGCCCUCCACCCCAGUGCGCGGCCCUCCCCUGCUGGGCAUGGAAAGGGUGUUCAUCGAGAUCGAGGAUGUGGAGAGGGACGCCCUUCUGGAGGAUGAGGGCUUCCCCAUGGCCCAACUGGCUUUGCCCGGGGAGGGCACUGCCGCCCAGACCUGUGGGGGCCGCCUGGAGCCCCUGGAGGACAUGAGGCUACGCCUGGAGUUCAGCACGGUGGAGGAGGAGGAUGAGGAGGAGGCGAAGAAGGAGGAGGCGGAGAUGGCCGCCCUGGCCCGGACACCUGCAGGAGGAGAUGGAGUGACGGAGGACGAGGAGAGGAAGGAUCAGGCCAACGUAAACCGCUUCAACAACGAGAACGCCAACAACAGUAACCGCCUGGCUGCCAAGCGCAGCUGCCCCGCUGCCUUCGACGACAGUGCUAGCACAGGAAACCCUUACAAAGUGAAGCCCUCCUACCAGUCCUGUAAAGACUGCCUGCGUCUGCCACCRGGGCGGCGCUGUGAGCGCCCAGCAGGAGGCCGCAAYCACCGCCUUAACCCCACACGCCACUGCGGGGUGGUCCCCACUAUCUCCAUAGACCCCCCUGGCACCCACUUCACCAACACUCCCACCCCCCACUCCCCCUGUGCCCUCCCUACCACCAUUGCCCGCCURGAGGCCUACCGCCAGCGGCUGGUGUCGCCGAUGAGCUGCGAGGAGCUGCCCCGAGACAGACACUGCUCCCUGGAGACGGAGGACAUGGACGAGCUGCAGGAGGAAGAGGAGGAAGAGCAGGAGCCAAAGCCAGGGAGGGAGGCGGGGACUGGAGCCAUCACAGAGCUCACGUUUAUGAAGCUCAGCUUGGAGGGGGAGAGGCCAGCGGGUCAGCCUCCUGGUGUGGAGUUGCAGCCUGCUGGGGUGGAGUUGGACCCUCCUAGUGGUGGAGUGGAGCCACAGCAGGAGCAGGAGCAGGAGGCCCUGGCCCAGCUACAGAGGACAGGGCUGGGGCUGGGGCUGGUGAGGCAGAGCGCGGAGCAGCUGGAGAGGCUCUCAGGACUGGCCAUGGAAGGUCCACUCUCAGGGGCUGGGCUGUCUGAGCAGAUGGACCUGAGCUUGGCGGUGGAGGAGAUGGAGGUGGAGGGGGAUGUAAGGGUGCAUUCUGAAACCCACAUCCCUUCUACCAGCUGUGUGGUCACAGCCGCAGACCCCCAGAUGAACACCACCCCAGUGUCGUACCCCCAGUGGUCCACCCAGACUUGGACCCCUGUGUCCUCCCCCCAUGGCUCCACCCUCACCCGGAGCUUCAGCAGCGUCAGCCUCCACAGCAACUGCGGGGGACGCCCAGGCCUGGUCAGGCCGCGCACCCAGGAGAUGGAGACCCGCAUGAGGCUGGCCGGCCUGACCGUCCCCUCCCUGCUCAAACGCUCUAGCUCCCUGGCCAAACUGGGAGGCCUCACCUUCUCCACCGAGGACCUCUCAGACCUGGCUGAUGAUCAGGCCCAGCUGUUCUCCACCGUGCCCCCAGCGCUCUGAGCCCCCAUCCACCCCCUGGAGCUGACUGUGUUUUCAGUGUCUCUCCUCCAGACAGGUUCCAUGUGUCUAAACCACCUGACCGUGUAAGAGCAGUUUGAAGGAGCUGGGAGAAAUUUGCCAGGUGUCCUGGAGACAUGCCUGAGACAUAUUAGCAGCAUGUUGGCUGGAAGAAAGAAAUAACUAAAGAUUUCCUAUUAUAGACUGAGUGUACAAAACAUUAAGACCACCUUCCWAAUAUUGAGUUGGACACCCCUUCCCCUUUUGCCCUCAACAGCCUCAAUUCGAUGGGGCAUGGACUCUACAAGGUGUCAAAAACAUUCCACAGGGAU
This is a messenger RNA of Salvelinus sp. IW2-2015, 4654 nucleotides long. RefSeq names its product protein phosphatase Slingshot homolog 1-like. Gene Ontology annotation, molecular function: protein tyrosine/serine/threonine phosphatase activity; actin binding. Gene Ontology annotation, cellular component: cytoplasm. The record is from RefSeq and is a predicted model, not a curated record. Lineage: Eukaryota; Metazoa; Chordata; Actinopteri; Salmoniformes; Salmonidae. Gene Ontology annotation, biological process: negative regulation of actin filament polymerization; actin cytoskeleton organization; protein dephosphorylation.